Messenger RNA from Paramecium octaurelia, 954 nucleotides. Lineage: Eukaryota; Ciliophora; Oligohymenophorea; Peniculida; Parameciidae. The record is from the annotation of a GenBank genome assembly.
AUGCUUAUAAAAGAAGUCUAAAAAUUCUGUGAACAAAGGAAAAUUGUAUUGGAUGUGAAAAAGAUGGUGACAGAGUUUUCAUUGAAGUAAGGAUUGAUUCGAAAUAAAAGUAAGUUUAUCAUAUGAACGUAGAUGAUAGUCAACAUUGGUUCGGCAUAAAAUUCAAUAAAUACGUCGAAAUGAACGAAGAAUUGAAAGCGAAAACGGAGAGACAAGAAAGCUUCUUAUAAGAGUAUUAGCAUUAAUCUAAUGUUCAUUUAGAAUUUAAUUAAUCAUAGAACGGGGAUAUCGACCAGACAAGGAAGCAAAAGAUUUGAAACGCAGAAAUAAGGGGUAAAACAAAUCGGAAAAAUAAACUAAAAAUCUCAUCUAAUAAAUUAAAGAAGCAGAAUUAGAAUUAAUGGUAUGUCUUAACUUACCUAGUUAUAUUGGUUAUAAUUUAACAACUUUAUUUCUCCAAUACAUAAAGACUUUGGAGAAUUACCAAGUUAUAAUCCAAAAAAAACACAACCAUUUAGAGUGGGCUUCCCUUAUACUAAGAAAAUCGAAAUUAAAGGCAAUACAAUUAAUUUAACUCCCCAAACGCCUAUUGACAAAAUAAUAAUUACAGAAAAUUAUCAAUUACAUGACAUCAUAGAUUUUGAGUAAAAAGAUAAUUAAAUAUUGAUAAAUGAUAAGGUAGUAGUCAGUGUGUGCUCAUCUAAUUCAAUAGCUAUGGAAUAGCAAUUCAUUUAACUUGAGUAAAUUCGAAGAUAAUUGAAAAAAAACUCAAAAUAUGUAAUCACUCCAAGUUUAGGACUGAAACAUUAUGAGGCUUCAAAAGUUGAAUUAAUUGGAGAAGAUGAUGAUGGGGAACUUAAACGAAUUGCUAGUAGUUCGAAUUUGAUUGAUCAUGUGUAUACAAGAUAUCAGAAUAGGAAUUAAUAAUUCCUUAUUGUGACUGAGUUAGAAUGA